Molecule: messenger RNA, 194 nt
Organism: Racocetra fulgida
Lineage: Eukaryota; Fungi; Glomeromycota; Glomeromycetes; Diversisporales; Gigasporaceae
Source: the annotation of a GenBank genome assembly
UUGACGAUGCUGGUAUUGAUUGCCAAUAUAUACCCUGUAAAGUGUUGAAAUUCACUGAGAAUGACACAUACAUUUUAGGAUGUCAAUAUGGAAGAUUAAACGAAUAUUAUUCAGCUAUCGAAUUAGUUCCUAUUAUUGGAACUUUUAGAGAAUACUCUGAGCUUCUGCUAUCCAACAAAGCUCUGGCUCUAUAA